Molecule: messenger RNA, 939 nt
Organism: Geodia barretti
Lineage: Eukaryota; Metazoa; Porifera; Demospongiae; Tetractinellida; Geodiidae
Source: the annotation of a GenBank genome assembly
GAACUAGUAGUCAGUCAAAUCUGUUUUUGAUGGUAGUUUAAAGAGUCUGAAUCAAGGCGCUAUUCUGAGCAACAGACUGGGUUGAAGUGAGGUGGUGGUAUGGUUAGGGAAAAGUACGGAGUCCGGUUGACGCCGGAGCAGCGGAACCAACUGGAACACUUGGUACGAGCGGGUAAAAGUACCGCUCGGGUGACUACUCGGGCUCGGAUACUGCUCAAGACCGACGCUGGUUGGGCCGCGCCCCGGGUUGCCGAGGCACUGGACGUGGCGGAGGGCACGGUGUUCCGCAUCAAGCGCCGCUUUGCCGAAGCUGGAUUAGCUGGGGCGCUGCAAGACCGGGUCCAAGCGAACCGGUACCGGAAGCUGGAGGACCGGGGCGAAGCCCACCUGAUCGCCCUGGCCUGUAGCCCAGCGCCGGAAGGACAUGCCCAUUGGACCCUGCGCUUGCUGGCUGGGAAGGUGGUGGAGUUGGGGUUGGCGUCAUCCUUGUCCCACGAGACGGUGCGCCAGCGGCUCAAAAAAACGCUCUCAAGCCGUGGCAGAAGAAAGAGUGGUGCAUCCCCAAGGUGAGCGCCGACUUCGUGGCCCACAUGGAGGAAGUGCUGGACCUGUACGCCGAGCCCUAUGACCCAAAGCGGCCGGUGGUCUGCUUUGACGAGACCUCCACCCAGUUGCUGGCCGAGACCCAGCCGGCGCUGCCGGCCCAGCCGGGACACCCCCUGCGGCAGGACUACGAGUACCGCCGAGAAGGCACCCGCAAUCUGUUCUUGGCCUGUGAACCGUUGGCCGGUUGGCGCCACGUGGCGAUUACUGAACGGCGCACGAUGCAGGACUUCGCCCAGCAGAUGCGCUGGCUGGUGGAUGAAGCCUACCCGGAGAUAGCGGUGGUGCGGGUGGUAUUGGACAACCUGAACACUCACCGCGUGGCGUCGCUGUACG